Messenger RNA from Astyanax mexicanus (Mexican tetra), 1297 nucleotides. RefSeq names its product phospholipase A and acyltransferase 2-like. The transcript is spliced from 4 exons. Lineage: Eukaryota; Metazoa; Chordata; Actinopteri; Characiformes; Acestrorhamphidae. Bases 141 to 671 code for a protein of 176 amino acids. Gene Ontology annotation, biological process: N-acylphosphatidylethanolamine metabolic process. Gene Ontology annotation, molecular function: A2-type glycerophospholipase activity; glycerophospholipid phospholipase A1 activity. The record is from RefSeq and is a predicted model, not a curated record. Gene Ontology annotation, cellular component: cytoplasm.
GGUCAACAUUAAAGUCUUCUGUAAAAGUUUUCUGCUCUGUUUACAGCUCAGUUGCAUAAUAACUAUGUUUUAUUACCAGCAGGGAUCCAAAGUUAAAGGUUAAAUGCAGUUACUGUUUCCAGCUUUAAAAGGAAAGUGAAAUGGAGCGUUCUGCUGAGAUAAAAGAUGUUGUUCUUUAUGGCCGGUUUGGAGACUUGAUUGAAUUCUCGUAUCCUAUUGGCUUCUCUCACUGGGGCAUGUAUGAAGGAGAUGGCCAUGUGGUGCACUUUGCAGUAGGAGAUGAAAGCGAGCUGCAGAGGAGGUUCCGGGUUCAUGUGCUGCAGAAAGUCUUUCCCUCCUCCGGUAACAUUCUUCUCGGGCAAACUAUGAUCCGGCGGGAGCAGCUCGCGCAGGUUCCAGUGCCUACAGGAGCUCGUAUCAAGAUCAGCAACAGCAGCCAUGACUGCACAGCAAGUGCAGCUACAGAUAUGAGGAGGAGACUGUAUGGCCUGCUGGGGGAAGUUCUGGAGUACAACCUGUUAACUCUGAACUGUGAACAUUUUGCCACAUUUGUGAGAUAUGGAGUGGCAGUGUGCAAUCAGAUUCCACUUCACAAAGACAAAGAGCAGAGGUCAGCAACAGCACUGUUCCAGGAGAUUAUAGCUAAGAAGACUGUGAGCACCAAGUUCUGAAAGCCCUGUAUAAUUUAUGCAGCUUAUAUAAUUCAAUAUUAGGAUAAAUAUUAGAAAUUAUUAUUAGUGUGAUGAACUGCAUAGAAAUAAAUGAGUUUUUUAAUCAGAAUACAGCAACUAUUGGCCCUCAAAACUAUAAUGUUAAUCAUUAUGUAUGCAAUGUAAUGUAAUGUAAUUUUAUAUUUUUACUUGCAUGCAUUUGUCCAUCCUGUCAUGACAAGUUAGACAAGAAAAUGAGUGAAAAAUAGCAUUUAUUGGAAACGAGGUCCACCUAGACUGGCAAACAUGAUGUAUUCUUCAUGGUGACCUUGAUCUGUUUUAAAUAUACCUUUUAAUAUUUUUAUUACCCUUAUGUUAAUAAUUGCUUAACAUACAGCAAAUGUCCCUUUAAAAUAAAACAGGCUAAAUGGAUAAUUGAACUGUCUAAAUUAUUUAAAAAAAAUAAAUGAUGUGCAUGUGGGCCCUCUGUGGGUUUAUGAUAGAAUAUUUCAUGGUCCACAACCAUGGUCACCAAUUUUGGACCUAUUUGUUCCACUUGAGCCCCUAAGUUUUAGUGGACACUGUUGGGAGGUAGAGUGUAAUAAAUAUUCAAUGUUGUCACGCUACCAUCUAGUGUUCAGUUUAGU